ACAUGUGUGAUUGCGUGGUUAGUAUGGUUAGAAGCCUCUCCAGUCGUCACUCUUAGUUAUUCCAGCAUGAUGAAUAUAUCGCAUUGAUUUUAAAUCGUUUUAGCGCCGAUGUCACGUUUGCCAAUAAAUAAAUGAAGUCAUUUAAUAUUUGGUGAAAAUCGCGACUCUCGAACAUAUAACGUGAUUUAGUACUUUUUGUGAUAAAAUGUACAUAUACCGUUGUCAAUACCGGUAGUGCAUAGUAGAUACGCCCACAACACGUUAAACGUGUUUAUUUCCACGAAAAUUUCGUGGAUAUUUACCAGAAAAAGGUCUAGCCGAGAGAAGAGGUUAAAAAAGCACUAUUUUUUAAAUCGCUUUGAAUUAAUCGUAAGUAAUGGUCCAUGACACUUGAUAAGACCAUUUACUCCUCUUCAUCUCGUUGUUCGAAUAGAAUACGGCUAACAUACAGUGAGAAUUGAUUUUUCAUGCACGUGCAAAUUUACAACACACACGUGUGUAUCUGUUAAAUAAAACAUAACAUAUAAUAAGGAAUGGGAAUUGACAGUAUGAGAGUCGGAGGAGGCCGAUGUCCUCCCCUCGUUCUUGGCGGACUUCUCACUGCUUGUAUAAUGCUUAUUUGCAACUGGUGGAUUUUAUCUUCUGAAAAUAUCGAAUUAGUUAGGCAACUCGACGAAUUGAAUGAACAACUUAGAAUUAGUGCCGAGGAAAGAGAUCAAUGUGUUACACUACGCAAAAAUUUUGAACAGAGAUACAAAAAUGCAGAAAAUGAGGUGGCAUCGCUUCAUGUACAUUUAGAACAACAAGAAGAGUUAAAGAAAAAAAAUGAUGACUUAAAUGAAAAUUUGAAUAUGUGCAAAAAUGAAUUGGAUUCAUUAACCAAGUUAGAUGCUACUAAAACUACAACAUUGGAAACAUUAAGACUUGAAAAAAAAACUGUUAAUUCACAGUUGAAUAUAACAAGAGAUGAAAAUAAAAAGCUGCAGGAAGACAUAGAACAGUUAAAGGAUGAUCUUGAUAAAAUUAAGCUUACAUGCAAUCUAACUCCUGAAAAGAAAGCUCCACCUACCUUACAACCUACAAGAGAAGUAAUUAACAAGAUUCAGUUGGAUCCUGUUCCGGAAUCAGCUAUAAGAAUAUCGUUAGUUGGUCAGCGUGGUUUGAAAUACCAUGGAAUUCCAAUUCUUCCAAAAGAUCCACCUGGCACUGUGCGCCUAAGUCCUCGCUUCUCUGUUACAAUGCUGAAAGAUAGCGAUACUUUUCUCUUAUCUCAGGAGAGAAGAAGGCGGCCACAGAAAUAAAAACACUCAUGCAGUAAUUGUCUCAAACAAGUCCAAAGAACCACAAGACUAAUGAUUCAAAUGGAGGCAUAGAGGACAAUGUAGAAGUUG
Messenger RNA from Bombus impatiens (common eastern bumble bee), 1391 nucleotides. Its product is annotated as Golgi membrane protein 1. The transcript is spliced from 5 exons. Lineage: Eukaryota; Metazoa; Arthropoda; Insecta; Hymenoptera; Apidae. The coding region runs from base 534 to 1301 and encodes 255 amino acids. The record is from RefSeq and is a predicted model, not a curated record.